AUGCGUGCUGUUUCCCUCGUUGCUGCCUCCAACGUGCUAGCGCUCGCGGGUGUGGCAUCGGCCUGUGGCAGUGCCAUCGUCACCGUCGAGGCAUCGCACGGCGGCGCCGGCAACGGCCUCACCAACACUACAGUCACGGUGCCCAUCGGCACCGUAUUCACUGGCGACAAAGCUCUAGAUACGGUGUCUACACUUUAUCUGACUGGUUCCCUCGAAGCUCCGCUUGACAGCAUUACGUGUUCUCCAUACAAGUCGACCGACGGCACUGGCAGUGGAGGACUUCCCUUCAACAGCACUACACCCUCCUUCCUUUCGACAAACACUGUAGAAUUUGGCAGCAUUGUAUGCAUCAAGUACGCUUAG
Neoarthrinium moseri is the source of this 363-nucleotide messenger RNA. RefSeq lists its product as uncharacterized. The coding region runs from base 1 to 363 and encodes 120 amino acids. The record is from RefSeq and is a predicted model, not a curated record. NCBI's taxonomy places the organism in Eukaryota, Fungi, Ascomycota, Sordariomycetes, Amphisphaeriales, Apiosporaceae. The transcript has a single exon.